UGCAGUUAUAUUCUACCUGUAUCCAUCUAAACGUAAAUAAAUCAGUAUUGUUGAAGCAAAAUCUUGGUGUAUUUUAACAUUUAAAUGUUUUGUUACAGUGUUUUGUUACAAAAAAGUGCACUAAUGUACCAAAUGGUACCGUUAAUACUAAUAUUUCUAAAAUCAAACAUCCAUGAUGUAUCAAUAUUAUUUUAUGUUUGACCAAUAUUUCCUGAAAAAAGACAUCUCUACAUAGACAAGAAUUAAUAAUUAAACACAUAAUAAUUAUAUGAAAUCCGUAAAUCUCGAGUUUACACGUAAAAUUUGCUUUCGACAAAUCUCUUCGACAUGAGUGUUUCAGGUAUGAUGUUUAUAAAGAUCAAUCUUGAUAUCUGGCCUAUCUAGCUACAUAAUUAUACAACAAUUUCUAUAUUACUUUUCUGUACAUAUGUUUUCCAAUCAGAUACAAAUUUUAUUUUUGUAGUGCAUUAAGUAAAUCAGUAAAAAUAAAUAUAAAUUAAAAAAUAAUAUGUAUUUGGUCUUAAGUUGACACGAUUUAUGGCGCUUGCGCAGGUAAUCUCUCAACGUUAUCCUUCGAAAUUUUCAUAGUGUACGAAAACAUAUUUUUAUUGAACAAUGAAAUAAAAAGAAAACAAUUAACAUUACUUAAUGUAAUAAAAAGGGCAUAAUAAAUUAUAUAUAUUUAUCUCAUUUUACCUUUAAUUUUGAAUUUUGUCGAUUUAAUUAAUCUUUCUUAAAUUUUUACCAUAUAAAGAAAAUUUAAGUAUAUUGGGCCAUAAAAUAUAAAUACAUGUCCCAACAAAAAUUGUAAAUUAAAGAAUAGAAAAUAUUCAAAUAAAAAUUGAAAAUUGCAUUUUAAAUGAUCACAUUAUCGAUUGAAGAUGCAUAUGACCUUGUCAAAUGACAUCACGUUACUAAAUUAGGAGUUUACUACGGCGACAAAUGUGGUGUCACAUACACCAUACAAUUAAAAGAUUCUAUGAUGAUUGCGUGUUUUGCAAUUCAUUUGCAAUUUGCCAUUCCUACUUUGUUGCCCCCACAUCAUUUAGAGGAAAUGUAACGUACAUAUUCAUUCAUCAUAUCAAAUACUAAUUUACUUAUAUAUAAUAUAUUAUCCCUGAACCAUGAUAAAUACUAAUAAAUAAUGAAAAAUGUAAUACUAAAAAUAUCUAAAUAUAAAAUCAAGAUUAUCUUUUGAAAUUUGUGAUAUCACAUAAAAAUAUUAUUCACUAUUUAUUAAAUAAAUUAUAAAAAUUUAAGUAUCAUAAUGACAAAUAAUUCAAGAUAUCUAGGAUAUCACAAUAAUAUAAAUAGAGAAUAUUUAACAGAUGGAGAUGAUCAUCGUGCACCAUCAGAUCGUACAGUAUCUGAAUAUAUUGUGUCUACUGACCAUGCUACAAUGAUGAAAUCAAUGAAAAAAGACCAUUCAGACAAAUAUGAAAAAGAAGAAGGAAGACAAUCACGAAAUAUACACAAUAGUCGUGGUUCAGUAUUAUCUGGAUCUUCAAGACAUAGUCUUCAUCCCCUUAGUAAAAGUAUUUCACAUGGUAGCAUAUGUGACAAUGGUUCAGAUAUAUAUGUUACAAGUGCUGCAUAUAGGGCAACUUCAGAUAUAAGCCAUGUAUCACAUCACAGUCUAACACCAAGUUCAAGAUUAGGACAUCGAGCACCCAGUCAUUGUAGUUAUGGUUCUGCAAAAUCAGUAAAAUCUCACACAUCUAAAAAAGAUGGUAUUAUUAUAGAAACCAUGUCGACACCUAAUCCUUUUUGCCCAAAUACCAAAGGAGUUUGCUGUCUUAUGUUACUUCUUAAUCUUGGUUUAAUUCUUGUUGCAUUAGGCUUUGUUAUAGUGAUUCAAUUUUUUCAACCAUUAAUAGUUUGGAUUUUGGGUAUAGUUUUCCUUGUUUUCGGAUUCUUAACAUUGAUAGGAAGCCUCAUAUACUGCGUACAUGUAUUUCGAAAUGCUAAACAUCCACAUGAUAUCAAUCCAGAGGAUCUUUAUUGGACACGAUAUUGGCAAGGACAUGUAGGUUCAGCACCUGAAGUAUAUUACAAGGCAGAGGAUAAAUAUCAUGAUGAUGGAUACAGUGAUCGUUUGAGCAAGUAUUCACAUAAAUAUUAUGAUCGGCAAAGAUAUUAAAGAAAAGAAAAUCUACUUCAUAUAAAUGUGAAUAUAUCCAAUGUGUUUAUAGUAAUCUAUACAUAACUUACAUAUGAAUUGAUUUCAAGACAUAAGAAAUGUAUAUUACAUAUAUACAUUAAUUGUACUAACAUAUUUAAAAUUUAGUUUAUGAAACUAUAUUUUGUAUAAAAUAGUAAGUAUUAUUUAUUUUAUACAUAUAUAUUAAUUAUUUUAUUUUGUAA
Messenger RNA from Bombus pascuorum, 2364 nucleotides. RefSeq lists its product as uncharacterized. The transcript has 6 exons. Lineage: Eukaryota; Metazoa; Arthropoda; Insecta; Hymenoptera; Apidae. Bases 1268 to 2140 code for a protein of 290 amino acids. The record is from RefSeq and is a predicted model, not a curated record.